AGCUGCUGCGUAUCUCACUGCAUUUGAAUGAUUUGAAAGCUUCUUUCAAAUCGCAGAUCCGGCAUAUUCUGUCUCCAAUUAUUUUUUUGGUCAGUCGAAACGAAAUCCAAAUCAAGACAUUUGCUGUCACCAUGUGGACUUUCGCCUCAAAUGCCAUUGGUGGGAGCGUUGGAUUGAAGGACUGUAAAUCGGGUCGAACUGGUUCAGACUGCUCGGAUGAUGAGGUUUCUUCGAAUGCCAGCAGAGAGGAAGGGCUAGAAUGCCCAAUAUGUUGGGAAUCCUUCAAUAUUGUUGAGAAUGUGCCCUAUGUUUUAUGGUGUGGCCACACCCUCUGCAAGAACUGUGUUCUGGGGCUCCAAUGGGCUGUGGUGAAGUUUCCCACUCUACCAGUUCAACUCCCACUUUUCAUUUCCUGUCCAUGGUGCAACCUAUUAUCCUUCCGGCUGGUCUACAAGGGGGUUCUCAAGUUCCCUCGCAAGAACUUCUUUCUUCUCUGGAUGGUUGAGAGCAUGAAUGGUGAUAGGGGGAAAUCUCAUUCAACUUUUUGUGGGGAUCAACCAGUUUGGUCUCCUAACAACAAUUUAGCCCUUGGAGGUCAAGUUAACCAUCGAAAUCUCCGGAGGGCUCCACAUGGGAACCGUCUGGAGCAGUCGGAGCGAGAUCGUGAUCAUGUUAGUUUUGGUCAUUACCUCAAUGUGGAAAGGUUACAUGCAUCCAUACGCAAGUCUCUUGUUUUCUUUGUUCACAUGACAGCUAAGUUCCCACUGGUCAUCAUAUUUCUUCUGAUAGUGUUGUAUGCCGUACCAGCCAGUGCGGCUAUCUUGGCCCUGUACAUACUUAUCACAGUUCUGUUUGCACUUCCUUCUUUUCUUAUAUUGUACUUUGCUUACCCUAGUUUGGAUUGGUUGGUGAGAGAAAUCAUCGCUUGAGAUGCUGCUGAUAUUGUGAGUUUUGUGAAUGGGAGGUUUACGACCCCAACAUGGUAGUCUUACCAUUUGAAGUGAUGAUGUAAUUUGACGACUUCCCUGUUUUCAAGGUUGGCCUGACUGUCGUUUUUAACGUUAAAACCCAAAUCCUUUAAUGCAAACUUUGUCGAAGAUCAGGUCCAAUCUCAUGGCAUGUGGCAUUUGUGAUGGUAUUGAAGUCCCAACAACCCGAGAAUAUUUGAGGCUGGCUUCUUGUGGUUUGGAAUAUUGGUGUCAGCGACAGAUUAGGAUCAAACUUCUCUUUGCCGGUGAAGGGCUUGCUUAAAUUUGUAAAUGGAGCUCUUGUAAACAAUGUGCCUGGUUGAAAAGUGAUUGUUGUGAUGAUAAUUGAU
This is a messenger RNA of Telopea speciosissima, 1318 nucleotides long. RefSeq lists its product as uncharacterized. Bases 132 to 929 code for a protein of 265 amino acids. The record is from RefSeq and is a predicted model, not a curated record. The transcript is spliced from 2 exons. NCBI's taxonomy places the organism in Eukaryota, Viridiplantae, Streptophyta, Magnoliopsida, Proteales, Proteaceae.